Vanrija pseudolonga is the source of this 1723-nucleotide messenger RNA. RefSeq names its product Sphingolipid delta(4)-desaturase (gene dsd1). Bases 232 to 1554 code for a protein of 440 amino acids. The transcript is spliced from 3 exons. NCBI's taxonomy places the organism in Eukaryota, Fungi, Basidiomycota, Tremellomycetes, Trichosporonales, Trichosporonaceae. Gene Ontology annotation, molecular function: sphingolipid delta-4 desaturase activity. Gene Ontology annotation, biological process: ceramide biosynthetic process. The record is from RefSeq and is a predicted model, not a curated record. Gene Ontology annotation, cellular component: membrane.
UCGUCGUGGAUUGCGUCGCGCGUGCACUGCGAACAGCCAAAGUCGAGAUUUCGCAUCGUACGUGUUCGACCUUUGCCAGCGCCGACUCUCUCAGUCUGUCCAAAGCGACCACGACGACAACGACGACAGACACUCGCCACCGGGCAGCACGCACACAGCGUACAUAGCCCGCAAAACGAACCAAGAGGCCGUUCACACACACCGCAUCACACACACACCACCACACACAUCAUGUCGGUCAAACGCGCGCCCGCACCGCGCCUCGCGCCAGGCUCAGCGUCCUCUUCGGCCCGCACGUCGGCGUUCGCGCCCCACCCCGUAUCCGCGUCCCCUGUGACCCCGAGCGACGAGGGCAAGACGCUCUCGCAGGCCUCGGCGUCCGACGACGACGCGGACGAGGACGGCGAGGACGCGCGCCGCGCCGACGCGGGAAAGGCCGCCAAGACAAAGGGCGAAGACGACUUUGUGUGGAUGUACACCGAGGAGCCGCACCGUAGUCGCCGCAUGGCGAUUCUCAAGGCGCACCCCGAGGUCCGCAAGCUCAUGGGCCCGACGCCGUACACUGCCCCGCUCGUGGCCCUCGUGCUCGGCGUGCAGCUCUACCUCGCGCUCACGCUGCGCGCGUACCACCCGCUCUCGUGGCGUACCCUGCUCACCGCGUACGUUAUCGGCGGGACGAGCAACCAGAACAUGUUCCUCGCGAUCCACGAGAUCACGCACAACCUCGCGUUCAAGAGCAUCCGGGCCAACAAGGCCCUCGCGAUCGUCGCCAACUUUGUCAUUGGCGUGCCGUAUGCCAUGGCGUUCAAGGGAUACCAUGUCGAGCACCACAAGUACCUCGGCGAGGACGGCAUCGACACCGAUCUGCCGAGCCGCAUCGAGGCGGUCGUCCUGAACAAUGUCGCUGGCAAGACGUUCUUCGCCACGUUCCAGCUCCUCUUCUAUGCCCUCCGCCCCGGCUUCAUCCGCAGCCAGAAGCCGACAAUCUGGCACGGCAUCAACCUCGUCGCCGUGCUGACGUUUGACGCCCUCCUCGUCCACUUCUUCGGCUGGCGUCCUCUCGUCUACCUCCUGCUGUCGUCCUUCUUCGCCGGCUCGCUGCACCCGUGCGCGGCGCACUUUAUCGCCGAGCACUACCUCAUGAACGACGUCGAGCCGGGCAGCGUGCAGAGCCUGGCGCAGGAGACGACGUCGUACUAUGGCUGGCUCAACAUCCUGUGCUACAACGUCGGCUACCACAACGAGCACCACGACUUCCCCUCGGUGCCCUGGACGCGGCUGCCGGCGCUCCGCGCCCUCGCACCAGAGUACUACGACACGCUGCCCCAGCACAAGUCGUGGCCGUACGUCACGUACCGCUUCAUCACCGACCCCAAGAUCGGCAUGUGGUCGCGCGCCAAGCGCGAGGGCCGCGGCGAGAAGAUUGACGAGCAUGUCUGGCACGGGUUGUGGAAGAGCAGCGAGGACGAUGAGACGGAGAGCGUCGCGUCGGUCGAAUCAAGCGAGAUUGAGCGCGAGAUGGAGGAGGCGGUGGAGAUUGGGUAUGCCGAGUAGGCGAGCUGCGAGGUGCGUGCAGAGCGGGCAGAGCGAGCGGGGAGCGGGGAGCGGAGUGAGUGGGCGAGGAAGCGGCCCGUGAGGAAGCAACGACGAAGACGACAUCGACGAUAUCGAAACGGCUUGAUGCCUUGUGACAUACACUAUACCAUGCAAGAUAUGAUAGAGA